AUGGCGCCUCUGACGUCGCGCUCCAUCUUUGGCACUGAUCCUGUCGACGAGUUUGCAAGUGGGAUUGCCGAUUGGAUAUGGGAGAAUAGUCAAGGUCAUGAAGCUCUCGAGAUUGAGGCUAAGAUUGGCGUCAUGAUUGACAAGAGUACCAAUGCUCGGAUACGGUUGCCGAUUUAUACUGAAGCGAUCGUCAACAUGAACGAGAUCAACGCGAGAUUUGAAAGCAAUAUGUCAAUGAAACAACAUCAGAUUUAUAAUAAACUUUUGAACGAUUUGGUCGCGUACAGCGCGCAAAACCUCCCUCAGAAUGAGCAUAUGGCUUAUCAACACCGCAAAGAGACAGACACUUUUUAUGAUGAAGUUUCAGAAAUCACCGGCCAAAGAGAGCAUAUACGUGUGACGCGUGAUACUCGAACGAAAGAGAUUGUGCCAAAUGGUGUUGUGAAGAAGACGCGUAUCGCAGAUCUUAAUGUAUUUUGUCCUACUCAGCCAUUUGAUUACCGGAUCAGUAUCAAUAUCGAAACACCCAUGUACCUGCCACAAAGCAUGAGCCAUCCUACUUUUUCGCGUGAAAAAGACCGUUUGUCAUACAUUCAGCAAAAUUUUAGCAUUGAUCUUACUCAAGUCAUUGAAGCGAACCGUCCAAGCGAGCCAUUGCAUGAACUUGAAAUUGAAAUUCGCGAUGUAAACUAUCUUAUGCAUUUGGCCAAUGAAGCACAGCAAAUAAAAGGUGAAUCAGAUCGAGUCUGGACUCAGUUUGAAGAUCAUGUCCUCGUUUUGCUAAACAACAUUCGCCUUUUGAUUCGAAAUCAUGACUUCGGAUCGGGAGGGAGAUGA
This is a messenger RNA of Malassezia restricta, 837 nucleotides long. Its product is annotated as mRNA capping protein. Gene Ontology annotation, molecular function: polynucleotide 5'-phosphatase activity. The record is from RefSeq and is a predicted model, not a curated record. Gene Ontology annotation, cellular component: mRNA capping enzyme complex. Bases 1 to 837 code for a protein of 278 amino acids. The transcript has a single exon. NCBI's taxonomy places the organism in Eukaryota, Fungi, Basidiomycota, Malasseziomycetes, Malasseziales, Malasseziaceae. Gene Ontology annotation, biological process: 7-methylguanosine mRNA capping; polynucleotide 5' dephosphorylation.